AUGGGAAUCGUCGAUGGGACAAUCCCUACGCCUGAAGAAGGAACUGAUAAUUACGAAUCAUCGAGACGCUGCAACGCAAUGAUUAAAGGAUGGCUGAGCACAGCCAUGAACAAAGAGAUCCGAUGUAGCAUUCGAUACGCCAAAACCGCUAAACAGAUCUGGUCUGACUUAGCAGAGAGAUUCGGCACAGAAUGUGCACCAAGGGCGUACGAGUUAAGACGUGUUCUUGCUCAAACACAUCAAGACAACAUGACGGUGUCCGCAUACUACACAAAAUUGAAGGGAAUUUGGGAGGAAAUUCACUUUGUUUCUCCUGAUCCAAAGUGUACUUGUGCAGCAGCCAAACAACUUAUUGAAAAUAGGGAAAAGGAACACUUGUAUGAAUUCCUCAUGGGACUCGAUGAAGUUUUUAACACUAUGAAGACACAAAUAUUAACCACAAAAGUGACAAAACCAACACCGAGCCUUGGAGUUGCGUAUCAUCUUGUAUCAGAGGGUGAAAAGCGACGUGAAAUUGCAACUACUACACGCCCAAAUGCCAAACAAACUCGUUCCUUUAAUGGUUUUUGUGAUUCCUGUAUGAGAGCCAAACAAACUCGUUCACCGUUAUCAACCAGCUCAAUAAAAAUGUCUGAUUGUACAAAACAGCCUCAUCUAAAGGUGCACAUUACUUCUUAA
This is a messenger RNA of Helianthus annuus (common sunflower), 678 nucleotides long. RefSeq lists its product as uncharacterized. The coding region runs from base 1 to 678 and encodes 225 amino acids. Lineage: Eukaryota; Viridiplantae; Streptophyta; Magnoliopsida; Asterales; Asteraceae. The transcript has a single exon. The record is from RefSeq and is a predicted model, not a curated record.